This is a messenger RNA of Larimichthys crocea (large yellow croaker), 16748 nucleotides long. RefSeq names its product FAT atypical cadherin 2 (gene fat2). Gene Ontology annotation, cellular component: plasma membrane. The transcript has 29 exons. The record is from RefSeq and is a predicted model, not a curated record. The coding region runs from base 324 to 13412 and encodes 4362 amino acids. NCBI's taxonomy places the organism in Eukaryota, Metazoa, Chordata, Actinopteri, Sciaenidae. Gene Ontology annotation, biological process: homophilic cell-cell adhesion. Gene Ontology annotation, molecular function: calcium ion binding.
GGUGGAGAUGAGGAGUCCUGAGGGAGUGUUGAGGUGUUUCACUUUGGUUCAGAGCCUUUGAGAAGGCGCUGGAGUUAAAGUUAGCGGCAGUCAGAACACACUCCUACAGCUCUGUAUGUGUGUGUGUGUGUGUUUUUAUUAUUUUUCUUUACUCUACAUUUUCUCUUUGUUUUCAUGGACUUAACACCAAACCACCAUGGGAGUACUCUGCUUGUUGCCGGCCUUUCGAAGGAUUUUUUAAGUCCCUGAAGUGUGAGAGAGGAGAGAGGAGACGGAUAUCCCGGGAUAAGUCACCUAACUGGACCUGAGAUCUGAGGAUCUUCAUGGAGGCACUAAAGAUGGCAGCUAUUAGAACAACUCUCCUUGCUUUAGCAGCAGUCCUCCUGCAUGUGUCAAGAUGUCAGAAGGGUAUGGGAAAAGAGAAGGACAGCUUGCCGCUGAGGUUCACGCACCAUCUCUACAACGCCACCAUCAAUGAGAACUCUGCCCCGCGGACGUACAUUGAGACAUCGGUGAAGAUGGGCAUUGAAGUGACAGAACUGUACUGGGAAAUCAAAUAUAAUGUCGUCUCAGGUGAUGACGAUGGGCUUUUUCAAGCAGAGGCAGUUAAAGUUGGGGAUUUCUGCUUUCUCAGGAUCAAAACGCGCACCAGUAACUCGGCGCUCCUCAACAGGGAGGUCAGGGACACUUACAUGCUCACUGUGGAAGCAACUGAAAGCACUUUUGACUUCCAGGCGAAGACAAAGGUGUUCGUCCAGGUGCUUGACACCAACGACCUAAAGCCUCUUUUCUAUCCUGCCUCGUACAACGUGGCAAUCAGGGAGGACACUCAACUCAAGUCAAGUGUGGUUAGGGUUAGCGCUACAGACGCCGACAUUGGGAGCAAUGCUGAGUUUUAUUACUCCUUCACCAGUAGAGCUCAUCCGUUUGUCGUCGACCCUUUCACAGGCACAGUCAGCCUCGUCAAGAAGCUCAAUCACACCCGAGCAGAGAGAUACGACCUUACUGUUUUAGCUGAGGACAGAACGAAGAAGAUAUCCGGUGUUCAAAAAUUUGGUAAUGUGGCCAGGGUUACAGUAAACGUACAAAAGAUGUCCAUAGGGUCUCCGGUUAUCACACCACCCCCCAAACCCACAGUAUCUACGGACGGCAAAGUAACUAUCAAUGUCCACGUGGAAGCAGGACUUAAGCCAGUGGAAUCCCUUAAUAUUGUCAGAGGGGAUCCCCACAAGUGUUUUGAGAUAAUCCCCUUAGGUGCACAGGGCAGUGACUUCCAAGUGAUCUCUACAAAGCGGAUUAUCUGGUCUCAAAGUCCUUUCGGGCUUAACCUGUCCCUUCAAGCUAAAGACAGGAGUUUCCCAAGUUUACUUUCUCCAGUUACACAAAUCCAUGUCCCGGCCUAUCAUUAUAACCCCUUGACAUUUUCUGAGGACACCUACAUUGUCACACUGAGUGAGUUUUCACCUCCUAAAACUCAUGUAGUUAAGGUUUCGGUCAACUCUAUUCCUCAUAAUGUUACCUUUAGUAUCAAAAACAAUCCAGACAGCACUAAAUUCAAGAUAAAUCCCAAAACAGGAAUUAUCAUAACAACGGAGAAAUUUGACUAUGAGAUAAAGAAUCGUUAUGAGUUUGAUGUAGUGGCCAAUCACGGUGAAGCUGAGACUCACAUAGUGGUUGAAAUAAUGGAUGAAAAUGACAACAGCCCACAGUUCUCCCAAACCUCUUAUCAGGCCACACUGGAUGAAAACAGCCCUGUUGGCAGCAGCGUUUUAAAAGUAGCAGCCACGGACGACGAUAAAGGCAAAAACGGCUUUGUGACUUACGCUAUUGCCAACUCAGGCCCUUUACCUUUCACAAUAGACCCGUUCACAGGUGUCAUAUCAACCUCUGAACACUUGGAUUACGAGCUGAUGAAGCGGCGUUAUCACCUGAGAGUUUGGGCCUCUGACAGCGGCAGCCCCUUCAGUCAGGUCAGCGAAUGUCCCGUGACGAUAACCCUGAACAACAUCAACGAUAACAUCCCUCUGUUUGAGCGGGUGGGCUGCAACACCACUGUGCCUCUAGAUUUCCCCGUCGGGCACAUGAUCGCUGAGCUGUCAGCCAUCGAUUUAGAUGAGCUGCAGCAGCUGAAGUAUGUCAUCGAGUCAGGAAAUGAGCUCCAAGUAUUUGCUAUUGAUUCUGUGUCAGGAGCCAUCACCCUCAAGCAACCGAUUCCUCUGCGAGCAAAUUCGUUCACUUUGAGAGUUGUAGCCACUGAUGGCAGACAUCACUCCGAAGCUUCAGUUGUCAGGAUAACUGUCACUAACCGGGGAGACGAUGCAACGGUCCACUGUCAGGAAACAGGCAUCUUCAAACAGCUCACUGACAAACUGAUAGAGUCCAUCAAACCCAUUUUAACCAAUCAAGAGGAAGACACAUUCUCCGAUAUUCACAUCACCAACCGACAUUCUCCAAAGUUUGACUUGAGCAUCCCGAGUUCAAUUGACCUCAUUGAGGACCAUCCACUGAAUUCCACCAUUGUUCAGUUCAAGGCAAAAGACGCCGACACUGGGUUUAAUAGUAAACUUGUGUACGCCAUAUCAAGCGGGAAUGAGGAUGGCUGUUUCUCCAUUGACACUUUCUCUGGUGACCUUCAGUUAGUUUGCCCGUUAGACAGAGAGAGGAAAGAGUUCUACAUUUUAAACAUCACUGUUUAUGAUUUGGGAACGCCGCAGAUAUCCGCAUGGAAGUUUGUCGCAGUGAAUGUCAUGGACGUCAACGACAAUCCUCCAGUUUUUGACCAGCCCAGGUACGUGAUACGUGUGCCUGAAAACACAGAGAUGGACUCCAUUAUUUUUACAGCUCGUGCUAUAGAUCUUGACUUAGAUACAAGCGGGAAUGUGAAAUACUCUCUGCUGUCUUCCACUGACAUGUUUAGUAUUGAUGAAAUGACUGGCGAGGUGACAGUUACGGGUCGUUUGGAUCGAGAAACCUCACCCAGGCAUGACCUCUGGAUCGAAGCCCGAGACCAAGCCAAACUCGGCCCUCAGUUGUUCUCCACAAUUGACCUUGUGGUGGUUUUGCAAGAUAUAAAUGACAAUCCACCCAAGUUUGUGCCCAAAGUUUACAGAAUAAAAGUUCCAGAGGAUGUACCUGUGGGCACCCUCCUAGUCUGGCUCGAGAGCGUUGACUUGGAUCUGGGCAGCGGAGGCCUUGUAACCUACAACCUCAAGAAUACAGAGGGUGGGAUCUUUCAUCUCGACCCCUCCACGGGUGCCUUGACCCUCGAGAGGGAGCUGGACUUUGAAAGACGUCCGAUAUACAACCUCACAGUCCGGGCCGUCGAUCACGGCCUCCCUCGUUCCCUCUCCUCCUCCUGCUUUGUGGAGAUUCAAGUUCUGGAUGUCAAUGAGAACCUCCACAGGCCCGUGUUCUCCGAGUUUGUGUACGAAGCCGGCGUGGUUGAGGAUGCAGCAGUGGGGACGUCAGUUGUCACGCUGACAGCUGCAGAUAAAGAUAAGGGCAGAGAUGGAGUUGUCAGGUACCACAUCCAUGAAGGCUCCGGUCUUGGAGUGUUCACCAUCGACGAGGAAUCAGGUGUGAUCCGGACGACAGAGACGCUGGACCGUGAAAUGAAGCCUCAAUACUGGCUUUCUGUCUACGUCACUGAUCUGGGGACGGAACCACUGAUCUCCUGGACUCACGUCUUCCUGGAGGUCCUGGACAUUAACGAUAACGCUCCGGAACUUUCUCAGCCGGUGUAUUUCGCCUCAGUCCAGGAGAACGUGGACAAGGUCAAGUCCGUUGUCCAGGUGUCGGCCACAGAUGCGGACACUUCCUCUGAGGGGAUGCUUUCCUUCCAGAUGCUGGAAUCUCAUCGCACGUACUUCGAUGUGGAUCCCAAAACAGGUGUUAUCAGCACGCUCUCAGCCUUGGAUCGGGAGGAUAAACCAGAACACAGUGUCGAGGUCAUCGUUUCCGAUAACGGAUCUCCGUCUCUGCGUUCCACCGCCACCGUCGUGAUCCGAGUCCUAGACGCCAACGACAACCGACCAAAGUUCACAGACAAACUUUUCCACGUCAAGCUGCCCGAACAGCGCCGCAAGGCGGGUAAACGGGAAGUCUGCAGGAUGGUCGCCCGUGACGACGACGAGGGCUCGAACGCCGUGGUGACCUACAAGCUCCAAGACAACAACGACGAGCGUUUCGAGAUUGACCCAGUGACGGGUGUGGUGAUGUCGCACGGUGAUUUCUGGCAGGGCAACUACAGUAUCCUCACGAUUAAAGCCACAGACCAGGGCAGCCCAUCGCGCUCGUCGACGGCGAGACUCGACAUCGAGUGGAUCGCCCGCCCGCCGUCCUCUGGCGAGCCAAUCACGUUCGACGAGCCCCACUUCACCUUUGCCGUCAUGGAAACGGAGCCUGUCACUCACAUGGUGGGCAUUAUCAUGACGGAGACGCAUCAGCAGAGGUGGUUCGAUAUCACAGGUGGCGAUGAGGAAAAAGACUUUGACAUCCAGAAAAAUACGGGAACCAUCUUGAUCGCCCGCCGGCUCGAUGCUGCUCGGCGCUCCAACUACAACAUGACAGUGCGGGUCACUGAUGGACACCACAACGCCACCACGCAGGCCUACAUCCGUGUGUUGGACAUGAAUGAGCAUCGCCCCGUCUUCCUGAAGCCGCUGUACGAGGUGAGGGUUCCUGAGGAUACCUCCCCGUGGAAGGACAUCCUGCAGAUCAGCGCACAGGAUGCCGACACCAACAGUAAACUGGUGUACUCCAUCCACAGCAGCCUUCAUCCAGACAGCACCAAGUUCUUCCAUCUGGACCCAAAGAGCGGAGUCCUGGUGAUGACGGAGCAGCUCGACUACGAGAUGAUCUCUGUUCAUACACUCAUCGUGAUGGUACGUGACCAGGAGAUCCCAGUGAAGAGGAACUUUGUCAAGGUGGUGAUUCAUGUGGAGGACUGUAACGACCACUCACCAAGUUUCCUCAGCCCUCGCUAUGAGGCCAGCAUCUCCAACCAGGCCCCUACAGGCACCGAGGUCAUCCGGGUCAAGGCUCUGGACAAGGACAUGGGCAGCAAUGCUGACAUCAGCUACUCUCUGCACUCAGGGAAUAUCGACAACAUCUUCUCCAUAGAUCCGGAGCUGGGCUCCAUCAGUGUGUCCAAACCUUUGGACCUUCAGCCUCAGGACCAGUUCCACUUGACAGUAAAAGCCACUGACCAGGGCUUCCCUCAGCGCAGUGACCUCUGCUCCGUCCACGUCCACAUCCGCAUCUCUGACCAAACCCCACCUGUCUUCCCCUCUGAUGAAUACCUAACAGAGAUCAGUGAACUGAGCAUCCUCGGAACACCAGUGGUCACCAUCUCAGCCUCCAGCCCUGCUGCAGUGCAUUAUGGGAUUGAAAGUGGCAACCCAAAUGGGACAUUUCAUAUCAACCCUUACACUGGGUUGAUUUCAGUCCAAAAGCACCUGGAUUUUGAGAACUGUUCCUCCUACAAGCUCAAAGUUACAGCGUCCACCACAGCUGGAGCCUCGUCCAAGACUCUUGUUUACAUCUACGUGAUUGACGAGAAUGACAACGCUCCUGUUUUUCAGCAGAAGGAGUACCUCGGGCAAAUAAGUGAGUCCGCUCACAUCAACAGCAUGGUUAUGGGAGAAAGAAACACCCCUCUGGUGGUCCAGGCUUCAGAUGCUGACAGAGAUUCAAAUUCUCUGCUGGUGUAUCAGAUCCUCGAACCAGAGGCCCUCAACGUCUUCAAGAUAGACUCCAGUAUGGGCACUAUCUCUUUAAUUUCACCAGUUGACUUUGAAACCAAGCCAGAGUAUCAGUUCACAGUGCAGGUAAAGGACUCAGGGGAGCCAUCACUGUAUGCAACAGAGCCUGCCAAGGUCACUGUUCGCGUCCUGGACCUGAAUGACUGCCCGCCACAAUUCAGCUCCCCAGUGUACGAGCCAUCCAUCAUCUUCCCAGCUGUCAGAGAUACAGAGGUUGUUCGCGUCAUGGCCCAUGAUGCCGACUCCGCAGUCUCAUACAGCAUCACUGAGGGGAAUCUGCACAAUGUCUUUUCAAUUAACCCUGAUACUGGAGUCAUCACCGUGAACGAUGUGACUGAAAUUAGUCCAUUUUACCAACUGGUUGUCAAAGCGUCUGACGGCCUCUAUAAAGACGCAGCUACUGUCAAGGUAAACGUAACAAACCUAACAGCCAGCGAUCUUGGAUUUGAGCAGAUAGUGUACUCAGCUAGCGUUACAGAAAACCUAAAGACAGUCAAAACUUUGGCGGCACUCAAAGCCACAGGCUGUUAUUUAAAUGAGCCUCUUAUAUAUUCUGUCAUGAACCCAAUGGGAAAGUUUACAAUUUCCCAAACAUCAGGCAUUCUUGAAACAAUGGGUAUCCCUUUUGACCGAGAGGAACAAGAUAUUUAUGAUGUGGUGGUGCAGGUACAAGACAUGAGAACACCGCCAAGGACGGCGACAUCCCAGGUCAAAGUUUUUAUAGAUGAUGUCAACGACAACGCUCCACAGUUUCUUAACUUGCCUUUUUCAAUGAUGAUUUCUGAAGCCUCUGAACCAGGAGAUGUUUUGUAUCAGGCAACUGCCAUCGACAGAGACCUAGGAGAGAAUGGAUCCAUUAUGUACUCACUGGAGGAGGAUUACAACCUCUUCAGGAUCGAUCCUGACGUAGGUGAUGUAUCUCUUCAAAGACCUUUUGACUUUGAAGCUCUGAAUAAGUACGUGCUGACAGUCUUGGCUAUAGACGAAGGUGAGCCCAGUCACAGCACAGUGGCACAGCUCAGUAUUCAAGUGAGAAAUCAAACCAACCCAGUUUUCCAGACCCUUCUGUAUCCGCUGAAAGUCCCUGAAAAUGUCCCCCCAUUCACCACCAUCUUACACGUCCAGGCCAGGAAUCCAGAAGGCUAUCGGCUAAUCUACAACCUUGAAGAGGAAAAUGCCUCAAAACACUUUCACAUUGAUUUUAAAACUGGCGUAUUGACCGUCACCAACCCCCUCGACUACGAGAGUCAGGCCAUGCAUGUGUUGACAGUUCGAGCUACUGACUCUGUGACUGGAACUUUCUCAGAGGCCUCCAUUGAAAUAGAAGUAGAGGAUGUGAACGAUAAUGCUCCAGUUUUCUCAAAGCUGUCAUACUCUGUGAUUAUUGAUGAGGGGCUCCCAAUCGGCACCUCUGUGAUACAACUUUCUGCCUCUGAUAAGGACUCAGGCAGAAAUAAAGAUCUUACCUUCCAGAUGGUGAAAACGGAGAAGAAUGAGACUGCUUUCUUUGAGAUAGACCCACAUAGCGGGUUGAUUGUAACAAAACAGGUGCUGGACUAUGAAAACACAAAACACUUUAAUUUCAAAGUCAAAGCCAUUGACAAUGGCGCUGUUCCUCUUAGCAGUGAAGCCUAUGUCUUUAUAAAUAUCACAGAUGUUAAUGACAACCCACCAGACUUUGUCAACUCCCAGUUUGAAGCCUCACUGGAUGAAAUGGCAAAGUGUGGCCACAUAGUCAUCAAAAUCCAAGCUUCAGAUCCAGACACUGGAGAUCUGAAUAACCUCAAGUACAAAAUCCUCUCAGGGAAUGAAGGCCGGUACUUCAACAUCAAUGAAUCCUCAGGAAUCAUCUCCUUCUCUAAUGUCUGUAAGAGGAAUCUGGAUCCUUACUAUAACCUGACAGUGGCUGUGUCUGAUGGAGUGUUUCAGAAGACAGCACCAGUCAACAUUGACAUGAUGAAUACCAACAGGCAUAGUCCGUACUUCAAGCAGAACAUCUAUGAAGCAGAACUGGCUGAAAAUGCUGAGGCAGGAACUCGAGUGAUCCGAUUAGCAGCCAUUGACCCUGACGACGGACCAUAUGGCAGUGUUGACUACACCAUCAUUAACAAACUUGCUGAUGAGAAAUUUGCCAUCGACAAUGAUGGACAGAUUGUUACGAAACAACCGUUGGACAGAGAGAACCCUGCCCAAAGAGUCAUAGCUAUCAAGGUGAUGGCAAAAGAUGGCGGUGGAAAAGUGGCCUUUUGCACAGUCAAGAUUAUUCUCACAGAUGAGAAUGACAAUGUUCCUCAGUUCAAAGCAUCAGAAUACCAGGUUUCAAUUCAGUCAACAGUGAAUAAAGGCGCCCCUGUCAUUCAAAUCAUGGCUUAUGAUGCAGAUGAUGGCAAAAAUGCAGAUGUCACCUACACGGUAGAUGAAGCUGCAGAGGUGACCGAAGACAUUAUUGAGAUCAACCCUUUCAGCGGGGUUGUGAGUGUCAAAGAAAGUCUUGUUGGCAUGGAGAACAAGAUCUUCAACUUCAAAGUCAAAGCUCGUGAUGGUAACCUUCCUUUCUAUAACUCCACAGUCCCCGUUCAGGUCAAAGUGGUUCCUCCUGAGGUUCCUCUUCCAAAGUUCUCAGAGCCUCUCUAUACCUUCUCAGCUGCAGAGGACGUCCCCAUAGGGACAGAGAUAGGCUCUGUGAGGGCAGACUCUGACAUGCCUGUUAUUUACAGCCUGGUGGAUGGGAAUACGGUGGAAAGCAACAAAGACAAAGUGUUCACUUUGGACAAAGAAAGUGGAACUUUGCUAUUGCAGAAGACCAUCGAUCACGAGAAGACAAAAUGGUAUCAGAUAGAUGUGAUUGCUCAGGGCAACCACAACGGGACUGAUGUUGCAUCACUGGUGUCGAUCAGCAUCCAGGUUCAAGAUGUUAAUGAUAAUCAACCCGUGUUUGAUGCAAGCCCAUACAAGGCCUUCCUGGCUGAGAACAUGCCUGCUGGAACCACAGUUAUUCAGGUGACUGCCAAUGACCCGGACACCGACACCAACGGCCUUGUGACUUACAUUUUGGAGCCUCUACCCCAUGACCCCACAGUGGACAUCACUGAGGUAUUCUCCAUCGAUGGAGAAAGUGGCUGGAUCACCACGAUACGGGAGACUGACUGUGAGGCGUCCAGGAUUUACAGGUUCAACGUGGUCGCCAUGGACCACGGCGGCGACGUCAAACUGUCGUCCAGCGUCCUGGUGGAGGUGACUGUGACGGACGAGAACGACAACCCACCAAAGUUUUCUGAUGACAUCUACCGUGGCUCGGUGGUGGAGAACAGCAGUCCCGGUGAAGUCAUUAUCUCGAUGACGACUACAGAUGCUGACGUGUCACUGGAAAAUCGUCUGGUGACGUGUUACAUCACAGACGGCGACCCGUUGGGCCAGUUUGCCAUCAUCCAGGAGGACGAGGGCGAGUGGGGUUUGAUUGUGAAGGAGCCUCUGGACAGAGAGACCAAAGACAGAUACACGCUCAAAGUCUUGGCCAGCGAUGGGAAGUUCGAAGCUCCGGUUGUUGUGGACGUCCACGUGCUGGACAUCAAUGACAACAGUCCACUGUGUGAACAGCUGGUGUAUACUGAGGCGGUGAUGGAAAACUCGCCCUCCAGCAUUUUUGUGCUGAAGGUUUCAGCUUCAGAUCCAGACGUGGGAGCUAAUGGCCAGAUCUCCUACACCCUGCACGGUCCCGACUCAGACAAGUUCCAUCUUGACCACAGGACAGGUGAGCUUUUCACUCUGGCUGUGUUGGACCGAGAGAGGGUGGUUGAGUACAACAUGGUGGCGAAGGCGACGGACGGCGGCGGUCGGUCGUGUCAGGCGGACAUCCUGCUGAUGGUCCAGGACAUGAACGACAACGCUCCUCGCUUCUCCUCCAGCCACUACGAGGUCACUGUGUUUGACAACACGACUGUUCGAACUCCCAUCGCUGUCAUAUACGCCAAGGACCCAGACACCGGUAUCAACUCGGAGGUGAAGUACUCCCUCCUGGCAGGCGACAUCGGCUACUUCUCCCUGGAUGAGUUUUCAGGGAUCUUGCGGCUGGAGCGACCCCUGACCCCCGACACGCCACCCACCUUCGAGCUGAAGGUGAAGGCCACCGACCGCGGCCUGCCUCGUCACCUCUACUCCGUCGCCACAGUGACGGUGGACGUGGUCGCCCUGGACGACUACCAGCCUGUCUUCCUGAGCUCGGAGUACACCGCCCAGCUCCCAGAAUCCAUGGCGGUCGGGUCUGAGGUGCUGAGCGUCUCUGCCCUGACUAGGGACGGUGGAGGGCCGGAUCCUAUUGGUUACCGCAUUGUGUCCGGGAACGAGGACGGACGGUUCCUGCUGGACUCACAGACAGGCCUUAUGACCCUCGUUGCGCCGCUGGACUUUGAAGUUUCCCGGGAGUACUACCUCUCUGUAGAGGGAAGUCGUGGCAAAUCGUCCCUCAGCGAUAUCACCACGGUUAUCAUCAACGUGACGGAUGUGAACGACAACGCGCCGGCGUUCGAACGAGGGGACUACAGCACGGAGAUAUCCGAGGACCUGACGCCCGGAGGCCUGAUAAUGAAGGUAACAGCCACCGAUCAGGAUGGUCCGAUCAACAAUCUGCUGCGUUACUCCAUCGUGAGCGGUGACCCCCUGCAGCAGUUCUCUAUUCACUCUCGUAGCGGAGAAAUCACCGUCCGCACAGCGCUGGACAGAGAAGAGACUCCUCAUUACUCCCUGACGGUUCAGGCGGCAGAUGAAGGUGAUCCUCCACUUUCCUCUGCGGUCCUCAUCACCAUCACUGUCAGGGAUGUCAACGACAACCCACCUGUCUUCUCGCAGGUCAACCACAGUCUGCUGCUGCAGGAGGGCGAGUCGGUCGGCAGCGGCGUCCUGCAGCUCGUGGUGACAGACAAAGACACGCCCAAGAACGGCCCUCCAUUCUCUUUCCACAUCGUCAGCGGCAACGAGGACCGCCGUUUCCACGUCGACCAGGGUGGCCUUCUGUCGCUGUCUGCUCCACUCAGGAAGCGGGUGAAACCCCAUCACCAGCUGAAGAUUCAGGUGACAGACAGCGGCCACCCUCCCCUCUCCUCCAUCUGUGUGGUCAACAUCAACGUCACCGAGCAGAGCAAGUAUCCUCCCUCUGUGGUGCCUUUGGAGGUCUUCAUCACUACCUCAGGUGGGCUGUUUGCCAACCGGGUCAUUGGCAGGCUGCACGCCUCUGACCAGGACCUGCAGGACGUCCUGACCUACAAGCUGGUUUCAGAAAAUCCAAACAAGGGGAGAUUCUCCGUCGACCUCACUGAUGGCAAAAUCUGGGCGGAUGAAAACCUGGAGGAGGGCUCCUACUCCCUCAACGUCAGCGUGACUGAUGGGAAGUUCAGCGUCUGGGCCGGGGUCAGGGUUCAUGUGUGGUCGGCCAACCAGAGGGCGCUUGACUCGGGCCUGACGCUGCAGCUGGCUGGGUUGUCACCCGAGGAGUUUCUGGGCGACCACUGGAGAGGCCUCCAGCGCAGCCUCGGACAAGCUCUGAAUUUACCCAAACAGGAGCUUCAUCUGGUCAGCCUGCAGCAGCUACCCGACACCCAGGUCCUGGAGGCCCUGCUGAUCUGGAGGCCACAGAGCGGACUCGUCCAGUCUCUGCCAACCAACAGACUUCCAGGUAUCAUAGCCGACAUCGAGGACACGCUCAGCCUCAGCAUCCUCAGGGUGAGCCACAACGGGUGUCUCGGCACCGGCUGUCCGCCACGAGGCUGCAGAAACGCCGUCCGACUGACAGGAGAAAGACUGAGCCAUUUCACGACGGCGAGAGCCGGUUACAUCACCCCACAACACACCUGGGAGAGCGUCUGUCCCUGUAACGAGUCGGCGGUGAGGUUCGACGGUAAAUCCUACCUGAAGUACCUUCACAGGAUGGACGAGGACAGCCAGAGCUUCAAACUAUCGCUGAGGUUCAAGACUUUCCAGGAGCAAGGCCUCAUCGUGUCCACCAACAGCACCAAGGACUGGGGAACGUUACAGCUGACGGAUGGACAGCUGUGCUUCAGGUACAGCUGUGGAAACGCCUCCCCCGGUUCAUUACUGAUCAGAUCUGAUCCAGUGUCAGAUGGCCAGUGGCACAGCGUCCUGCUGGAGGUCAACUCCACCACCAUGAGACUGACCCUGGACCAGCACCAUCCAGCCUUCACCAGUCUGUCCGAGCCGUGCCGCCUGAUGCGCUCCCACGGUGCUCUGCUCUUCGCUUCGUCCUCUCCGGAGGUCCAUCAGCGUCCACAUAAUUUCAUCGGCUGCCUAGAAGCUCUGGAGCUGAACGGGGAGCAAAUAAGAGUCGGCGACACGUCGGAAUGGGCCGGGCCGGGGAGCAGGAGGGUGUUCGGUGUGUACCAGUGCUGUGGCAAGGCCGGAGCCUGCGAGAACAACCCCUGUCAGAACGGAGGGGUCUGUGAGGAGGAGACCAGCGGAGAGCUGCGCUGCAGGUGUGCAGGACUCUUCCACGGCGCCCGCUGUGAAUUGGCCGACAACCCGUGUGCCUCCCAGCCAUGUGCCCACGGCAGGGUGUGCGUGCCCAAGGCUCAGGGUUACAUGUGCAACUGCUCGCUGGACAACGCUGAAGCACGGUGCCACAAUCUGAUCGAACUCUGUUCACCCAAUCCGUGUCCCGGAGGCUUCGACUGUAAAGUCACUGACGGCUCCAUCCACUGUGACCCGCUGCCCCAGGUAUCUCCCAUGAUCGGCUAUGUAGAAAUCAUGGAGAUCGGCGCCAGCGUGCUCGGAUUGCUCUUCUUGGUCGGCAUCUUUGUUUGCGUCAGGAAACGUUACGUUCAGCAGAAGAAGAAAAAACCCGUCUGUGUCCAGGACUCCAACGGCUACUUCCAGCACAGCCUGGCCAAGAGCCUCAAAGCCAACAACCAGGAAGGCAACCCCAUAGAGAUGAACUCGUUGGUCGGCCCCAUCAACGACCUCGAUCACUCGCCGUUCCGGUCGCUUCGUCCGAAAAGUCAGAUCAGUUCAUCGGGAGGCGUGGUUUCCUCUCCGAAGACGCAGGGUCCGGUCGUGUGCAGCGUUGCUCCAAACCUCCCCGCCAGGCCACCGUCCAGCUCCGACACUGACUCCAUCAGGAAGAACCACUGGGACAUGGACUACGAAGUCUAUCCGGCAGACCCGGACUACUAUGGCCGUCCAGCAGUCCAGGAGUUCCCCCAGUUUGACAUCGUAGAGGACACGUACUCCACCUCCACCAUGGACUCGCGGAGAAACUCUCGAUUCGGCGGCUUCCCAUUCCCACUGGAUCGCUGCGACCGCCGCGCUCCCCUCCCGCCCUGCUACAGCAACCAGAACCUGGACGACUUCCUGGGUCCCGACGGGCUUCCUCUUCCCAGCUCCCAGUGCCCCAACGAGUACACGGCCAUCAGCUACUACCCCACCCAGCACACCCGCAGCCUCGACAACGUCUCGGGUGGCUACAAAAGACUCAGCAUGCGUCUGAGCGUGGCUAUGCCGUCGUACGCAGAGCAGGCCAGCCCGCCGCCGGCGCCGAACCCCGCCCAGCCUCAGACGAGGCCAGCGGGGCAGAACCCGCGCAGCUUUGACGGGUCGAGUAUGGUGGAGAGCGAUUAUGGAAGCUGUGAGGAGGUGAUGUUUUAAGACCAAGCUCUGGUUCAAACCUUACAUACUUUUGUGUCAAUUAGCGUCCUCUCCAGUGAUUAUUCACUUUUAGUUUCAUCUGGGAACCUAAAACAGUAGAAGUACAUGUCUCUGUGUUCUACUACCCCUCUCUAAGGCAGCUUUGUGUAGAAGUACACUUCUCAGAUGGGACUCUUUGAACACCAGCUCAGCGGUUUCUCGCUGUGAGAUCUGAGUCCUUUUUUUUUUCUUCAUUUCUCUGAUGGAGAUGAAAGCAGCAUGUGAAACAAUAGUUCAGAUGUCUUUCAUUUGUUGGACUUUUUAAAGCAGUGUAGUCUCGCUGUGCCAGACUAGACGGGGGUAAUUCAGGACCGCGGAAGGAGUUCAGCUGAAGUUCAUCAUCUAUUUGUCAAAGAAAAAAAAAAAAAACACAGACGCCACUCCUUAACUUGUCCGGGUUAUGAAACCAUGGACGGUUAUUACUGACUCGACUGUUUCAAAGUAGAGUCUGACUUCAAAACAUGCCUGUACUGCAAACACUUCUUCUUCUCACACACUUGUCUGUUAAGCCGAGCACUCUAAAAAAAGAAAAGCAUCAGCUCCAGCUCUGCCAGGCGUCGAUAACGGUGUGUUUACUACGCAGCGUCUGAUGUGACUGAACGUGCGACAGCAGACACUGUUGCCAUGACGGUGGCCAGCAUGACAUUCAGACAACAGCGCUCAUUCAGAAAUGCCUUUUCUGAUGAAAUCCCGAUAAGGAGCUUUGAUGAGGACUGUUGCAUUGUGUGAAAGGUAAAUGGGGUUUAUCGUAUCCACAUUCUGCUUCGUGUUUUAUGCUCGUGCUCAUGAAAGAAAAUCAGAAAAACACACAGGUGUGUGUGUGUGUGUGUGUGUGUGUGUGUCUAACACUGGCCCACUAUUUCAAAUCGAUCAUUUCACGCAGGACAAACAUUUCAAUCUGCUCAGUGUUGCUGUUGUUUAUUAUCGCUGUCUGUUACAAUGAAGGGGGCUGGAUCCUCGUCUAAAAAAAAGGGGGGGUGCGGUGAUCGUGAUGUAUGUAGAUGUAUUUGAACUUUCCGUGUUGCUCGUAUCACGUGCCGUGAUACCGUACACUCUGUAGAUUUUGCUCCUCGUGGACUUUAAUUAGUGUGAACUACAGUAUUUUCUUUUGGAGGAGUCAUUAGUGUUUGUGAUAAAGUUCAGCUCUGCGGCGCUGCUGCCCUCCGUGAUAAAGGGAAAGCUUAAUGUGGGGUGGUUUCUGCAGCGGGAGCCAGAAGUGUCUAUGCAGCCAUUUUAAAUGGUGUAAAUAUGCAAGCGUCAGAUAAAAGAAACGCUUGUUUUGGUCAAGAACUUCCAGAAUGCAGCAUAUCAAGAAGUGAAUGUGUUACACUGAAGAGCAGAGUUCGGCCUGAACAACAUUUUCUAACAUCACAGUUAAGAGCGUCGAUAUUCACGAUCAAACAAACGUUUUAUAAAGAACGCGAAGCAGUGAUUAAAAAGGUGUUCCUUAAAUUCAUGUCCGUGCAUAAACUUUUAAUUUCUGGUCUUAUUUUUCAGUGAACUUGCUCCUAAAUUCUUUAUUAUAAGAAGAAAAAGUAUUAACGUGAUGUGAAUGGAGAAAAACAAGUAAAGAGUUGUUAUUGAGUGUUUUCUAACCGUCUAAACUCACUGAGCCAUGUAACCUACUGUGGAAGUCACGCAAUGUCCCUUUUAGUAAACUGAACAAACAUACAGUACGACGGUCUGUGUACUUUGUUCAGGUACUCUGCAUACUGUGCAUGCUCGCACAACAACCAUCGUUACCAUGUGAUUAUCCAAACAGCAGCGCGCUGUGAUCAGGUGGAUUCCAGCGCAGAUAGACUAAAAUCAGAUUCUCCAGCUGUUUGGACAGUUUGUUUGUGUACACAGUGUUUACCGCUGCCUCCAUGUGAGCGUGCUGGGGAUGCAGAUGAUGUUUGUAAUAUCAAGGAUCGCAUCUACAGCUCAAGGAGGCAGAUAAACAUGAGGGCACAGCUUGUGAUAGAACGAGGCGUUUGUCGAAACGCGUGGCUGUUAACGGACAUCAGCGUGAUUCAGACAGGCCUGGGUGGGUUUAAAAAGAAGAAAAAACAUUUGUUGUUAAUGUCCCAACUGCCAAGUUACUCCAAUCUGGCACCAUAGCAGUCAAAGCACGCGCUCAGUACAUGUUUCAGUCAUGUAUUAUUGCUGAGAUGCUGCUGAGAUUUGGCACAAUUUCUGGAAAAAGAAAGACCAGGGUUUGGAGACUCGCGUGGCUUCCACUGUACGUACAGUCUCGUGGAGUUUGUCUUUUCAGCCGAUGAUCGCUCCUCAUAUCCUCGUCUGAAAUGGGGAAAUCUGUCUUGCAGCAAAGCACAUUUUAAAAUCACAACAGGGCCAUGUCAGAGGAAGACUUGAUGGAUAUUUACUGCCUCAGCAGCAGCUGGAUAAGAGGAUUAAUAUCAGUUUUAUCGCUUCAAGCUCAAUGAAGGACUGUAGCUUUGUGAUGGGUUUACUGAUUUGUUGCUUUUUAGCUUUCUCUCUCAAACAUAAAACAUGAGAUAUGUGUAUUUGUGCUCAGCUGAACGCAUCACAGAGCUAUAAACCGACAUCGCUCCUCUCAUUAGGUCUCGCUAACUGAUUUACAGUCUUACUUUAAUGAUAAUGUCUUAAAGUUACGCAAGAAGAAACAACUUUAAAAUCUGAAUAACGGGACAGAAAAAAACUUGUCAAUCAUUCUCACGGUAUCCAGAAACUGACACCAAAUUAUUGUCGAGAAAGAUUUGCAUGCACGUCUUUGAAAAGUGCUUUGACGUUAAUAUCCUGGAUGAAUAAUCUGGGCCUUAAUGAAUCAAAGUUCUGCAGUUUUCUGUCAUAAACUUGAGUGUCACUGGAGCAAGAGUUAAUGUUUCAGGUAAAAAAUGUAUUUGACUAAUCAUAACUGGACUAACUUCACUCCUGCUGUUCUCAGACUUCUUGGACGCUCGAUGUCAUCUCCACUUCAGAUUUGUAUCUGCCAUUGUUGUUGUAAAUUGUGGGUUAAUGCACAAUGUCUGUCCUAUCACUGGUGGUUUAACUGUGACUGCUGUUUAGAUAAAGUUUUUUUUUCAGUCUUUGUACAAAGAUCUUAUAAUCUAGAGAUAUUGUGUUGUACAUACUGUGUGUAGCUGUCGUAGGUUGUUCCCUUGAAUGUACGGUACAUUUGUUUUCAUUCAUAAAGUUUAUUUUUGUAUCAAUGUGGGCCUCCCCAUGUUUUGCUCUGUUGUUUCUCUGUGAGAGAUUUUUAUUAAGAUGCCGUCUUUGCAUUUUGUUUUUCCAAUAUUGUAAAGAGAAUAUGAAUAAAGAUAUUAUCUUCUAUGA